Molecule: messenger RNA, 333 nt
Organism: Gongylonema pulchrum
Lineage: Eukaryota; Metazoa; Nematoda; Chromadorea; Rhabditida; Gongylonematidae
Source: the annotation of a GenBank genome assembly
AUGCAUCGAAUACGCGUCGGGCGUCAGAGUUUUCCAAGUGGACAUUCAGCAGCAGCUGCAUUGCUUUUCACAUUCCUCUACUUUUAUUUAAAAGGUCUUACUGAUGCAACGGGCAGCAAGCUAUUAAGAGUAAUUCGUGCAUUGCUGUUAUGCGCAGUCGGUAUGUGGGCAGCUUUGGUGAUGACAACACGUGUCACCGAUCACUGGCACCAUCCCAGUGACGUAUUAGGUGGAAUUUUGCUAGCUGCCGCUUGCAUAUACAUUCCGGUUCGAAGAACUCAUUCCUCGCUGGUUUUCAAAAAGCGAAUGCUCAACAAUGCACACAGUGCCUGA